Molecule: messenger RNA, 2689 nt
Organism: Monopterus albus (swamp eel)
Lineage: Eukaryota; Metazoa; Chordata; Actinopteri; Synbranchiformes; Synbranchidae
Gene: dcaf8
Product: DDB1 and CUL4 associated factor 8
Exons: 13
Coding region: 292-2151 (619 amino acids)
Cellular component (GO): Cul4-RING E3 ubiquitin ligase complex; cytoplasm
Molecular function (GO): protein binding
Source: RefSeq, a predicted model, not a curated record
GGAACCACGAAAAAACAAGCAGAACCGUCAAAACAUAAACAGAGCAGGCAACCUUGCGUGAAUGCAGCUAACUUGCUGUAUAGUCUUUAUCUUACACAAAGCUUUAUGCCCACAUAAUUAAUGUCGUGUUUUUCUGUCAGAGGGUUUCUAGUCGAAGCACUUAGCUCAACUGCUAAGUAGCGGAGCGGAGAAAAAUAAAUCUGCACUAAAGAUUAGGACUAAACUAAGAAGUACGUCUCGUCCGGCCUUCGAGUAGAGGUUCUCCCCUCGGGCUGACGCACGACAGACAGAAUGGCUGAGGCUGACGGCAAAUCCACUGUGCUUAACGGUGGGUCUGAAGAAAAAGAGCCUGGAGAAGAUCAUAACAAGGAAGAAGAUGCCUCUGGAAGCAAAGAAGGACAAACACAGUUCCCUUCUCAAGAUGUAGCUUCCACAGAAACAGGAGAAGCAUCUGGGGACAAGCCUAUGCCAGAUGUGGAAGGACAGACAGGGGCAGAUGGAGACGGAGAGGAGGAAGAAGACACAGACAGUAUGGACGGCAGUGGUCUCUAUUCCUUCACAGAGGAUGGUGAAAGAGAUAGUGAAGGUGGCAGACAAGAGAGGGCAAAGGAUAAAGAUGCUGGGAAAAGGGCAGCUAGAAAGAGGAACAGACCUGGCGGUGGCACCAAUCACUCCUCCAGCUCAGAUGAUGAUGAUGAUGAGGAUGAAGAAGAAGAACAGAAAGAUGAUGAUGAUGAUGAUGAUGAUGAUGACGACGACGAUGAGGCUAUGGAAGCAUGGCUGGGAGCAGAGCUUCGUGAGCUCCGUGGUCCUAUAUGGCGGGCGGUUCCCUCACUGCGCUCCAGGGAGAUUGGCAGGGACUUGCACCAGUUUGUGAGACGUGUAUGUGGAGCCCGAGGCCUUGUGCAGAGGCUGGAGCUCCAGGGCCGCCUGGAGAAGCACACAGGCUGCGUCAAUACAUUGCACUUCAACCCCUCAGGCACACGCCUGGCGUCGGGCAGUGAUGACCUGCGAGUGGUAAUCUGGGACUGGGCCAACCGUCAAGAUGAGCUGGUGUUUGAGAGCGGCCACAAGAGCAAUGUCUUUCAGGCAAAGUUCCUGCCUCACAGUGGCGACUCCACACUGGCCAUGUGUGCUCGAGAUGGUCAGAUCAGAGUGGCUGAGCUCUCCGCCACACAGCGCUGCAAGAACACCAAGCGGGUAGCACAGCAUAAAGGGGCAGCACACAAGUUGGCCCUUGAGCCAGAUUCACCCUGCUCCUUUCUGUCUGCUGGAGAAGAUGCUGUGGUGUAUGGGAUUGACCUGCGUCUAGACCGUCCCGCCAAUAAACUGGUGGUUGUGAAGGAGGGUGAUAAAAAAGUCGGGCUGUACACAAUUUUUGUCAACCCAGCAAAGACACACCACUUUGCUGUUGGUGGGAGAGAUCAGUAUGUGAGAAUCUAUGACCAGAGGAAGAUUAAUGAGAAUGAAAACAAUGGUGUACUGAAAAAGUUUUGUCCUUCACAUCUGGUAUCCAGUGAAUCCAAAACCAACAUAACCUGCCUUGUGUACAGUCAUGAUGGCACAGAGCUCCUGGCCAGUUACAACGAUGAGGACAUAUACCUGUUUGACUCUAAUCAUAGUGAUGGGGCUGACUAUCGCAGAAGAUACAAGGGACACCGCAAUAAUGCCACAGUGAAGGGGGUGAACUUCUAUGGGCCAUGCAGUGAGUUUGUGGUCAGUGGCAGCGACUGUGGACACAUCUACCUGUGGGACAAGUAUUCCGCUCGUAUUGUCCAGUUUAUGGAAGGAGACAGGGGAGGAGUGGUGAAUUGUCUGGAGCCUCAUCCCCAUCUGCCAGGCCUGGCCACCAGUGGGCUGGACCAUGACAUCAAACUGUGGGCCCCCACAGCUGAAAGCCCCACAGGACUCAAGGGUCUGAAAGAGGUGAUGAAAAAGAACAAGCGGGAGCGUGAUGAAGACAGUGUGCGCCAUGGCGACCAGUACGACACCCAGCUGCUGUGGUUCCUGAUGAGACACAUGAGGAACAGACGGCCCCCGAGGACCCGCCGUGAGGGUGCAGAACCGGACACAGACGAGUCCUGGACCUCUCAAGAUUCAUCUGAUGAAGAGGAAGGAGGUCCAGACCAUGUUCAGUGCAUGUCCUCCUGAGCUCUCCUCACAUACACACAUACAUACAUACAUACUUGCAUACAUAUACAGUAUAUACACACACUUUAUUGCCCUUGAAUUGAUGCACAUAGGCAAGCACUAUUGAAACACUGGCGCACACAAAUACAGAUGAGCCACAGACUUAGGGUAUUUUUGUUUUUCCACACAUACAGUUUCACACAGAUAAACACAUACAUUUACAUAAACAUACUGUUGAAGCAGAGUGACAGCUGUUCUGAGUGUUCAAAUGGCGACUACAGACUGCAUACGCACUUCCAGGAUUCUUAUGUUUGAGCAUUAUACAAAGAGGUUUAGUGAGUGCUUGCAUCCCUAUAUACCACUUGGAGGCCCGUGUUUCCAUACAAUUUCUAUAUGCUCUGCCUAGUCUCAGAACAAUGUAGUAUGUGUGUAUGGCAACAAGCACCUCCUCUCUAGGCACCCUGUCGAAAGCUAUACAUCACCAGCACACAGUCCUCCCCCCCAGUCACGCACCUCUUGCUCUCGAGCUGUCUGUGCUGAUGAAGAGGUGUUCAGCUUU